This is a messenger RNA of Limanda limanda (common dab), 2310 nucleotides long. RefSeq names its product AP-1 complex subunit sigma-2-like. Gene Ontology annotation, cellular component: membrane coat; AP-1 adaptor complex; intracellular membrane-bounded organelle. The coding region runs from base 132 to 605 and encodes 157 amino acids. Gene Ontology annotation, biological process: intracellular protein transport; vesicle-mediated transport. Gene Ontology annotation, molecular function: clathrin-cargo adaptor activity. The record is from RefSeq and is a predicted model, not a curated record. The transcript is spliced from 5 exons. NCBI's taxonomy places the organism in Eukaryota, Metazoa, Chordata, Actinopteri, Pleuronectiformes, Pleuronectidae.
ACCAUCCGCUAGCUUCUUUUAGCAUCUGUAGCUAGCCCCCCGGACCCAGAGACCCUCCUGUCCGCUCGCUGUCGGUGAUGUGUGUCGCUUGAAGUUGACGGUGCGAGUGAAGCGAAGAUCCGGGUGUGAAGAUGCAGUUCAUGCUGCUGUUCAGCCGGCAGGGAAAGCUGCGCCUACAGAAAUGGUACGUGCCUCUGUCCGACAAGGAGAGGAAGAAGAUCUCCAGGGACCUGGUGCAGACCAUACUGGCCAGGAAACCCAAGAUGUGCAGCUUCUUGGAGUGGAGGGACCUCAAGAUUGUGUACAAGAGAUAUGCAAGCCUGUACUUCUGCUGUGCAGUCGAGGAUCAGGAUAACGAGCUGAUCACGUUGGAAAUCAUCCACAGAUACGUGGAGCUGCUGGACAAAUACUUUGGCAGUGUGUGUGAGCUGGAUAUCAUCUUCAACUUUGAGAAGGCCUACUUCAUCCUGGAUGAGUUCCUGCUGGGCGGAGAGGCCCAGGAGACGUCCAAGAAGAACGUGCUGAAGGCCAUCGAGCAAGCCGACCUGCUGCAGGAGGAGGCCGAGGCGCCACGGAGCGUUUUAGAGGAGAUUGGGCUGACAUGAAUCACCCCUCUGCUGCCUCGCCGUUCUGUCUUCCAAUUCAGAUCUGGCAACCUCCAUGACUCCCCCAAUCCCCCUCCCCCCCUGUCUUCUCCUGGUCACUGUGUCAGUGUUGUAUGUACAUAAUCACCAUCUCUGUACUGUACUCUCCUGUAAUGUCCUUUCAAUGUGGUGCCAACUGUGCUUUUGCUGUGUCUCCUUAUGUACAAGCUCCCUCGCUGUAUCCCGCUGUGCUAUUAUCGUACGUCACUCUCGUAACCUCUCAAAACACCACAGAGAACAAUGUAGCAACAACAUGAAAUCUCCAACAUCAUAUUAAGAUCAUCCAUCAUCACCGAUUGAAAGGUUGGUUGUUCUGUUCGGCUUCAGGAACUUUUUAAGGUGCUGUUGAAGCUGCAGUUGGUUUGAGUCACAGAGCAAAGCAUCGGAUUUCAGGAAAGAAUAAAUACUCAGCUAUGGAAAUUCGAUUUUUUUUUUAGAUUUUACUCUUCCUACCGAGUGGAUGAUAAAGACAUUUCUAUCAAAUAAUAAAUGUUAAAUUUGCUUCUUGUACAAAUUGAGUAAGGAGAUGUGUCAUUUUGGGCUGUUGUCUCGGAGCCUGUUCAGACUUGGGUGUUCACAUCCGCCCUGAGUGAUCCGAUCACACGUGGUCAGCGCUGACUACAGGUCUGAACACACCCAAAUGUGUCCUUGAUGCAUCCUGAGAUCCAAGCACUCAGACCACAUUCAGAGUUUGUCUGCUUAGAGCUGUACACUCGUGAUCUGAUCUCAGGGCGGAUGUUAAUACCAAGUCUGAACAGAGCCUAGAAAUAACUUCUGAACAACAGCAGUGUUGUGAAAUGACCUCCUGAGUAGUAUUGUUUUUGAAAGGAAUGCAUUUUUUGGAUGAUCUGUUGCUCAGCUCUGUGGCUCAAAUAUAACAAUUAAACUUUUAUCAAAUUGCUAAUGUGGGAAACACUGAAAAUGUUACUAUCACAUCUUUGUGGGUAAAUUCAGCCCAGCAGAGAAAUUAAAAAGAAGUACCUACAAUCAGUAUCAGGUUCGUAUAAGUUUGUUUGGUGACUCCUCUCUAGAAACUAACCAUUUCAUAUUUCUUUUUAAGAAAUGCACGUUUACUUUUAAAAACCAGCUGUCUUUGUGUAGUUAGCGUAAAACUGUAUUUUCAUGUUUGCAUUUUUCUGACAAAGGCAUUUGUUUCAGAUUGAAUUCUGUCUCUGAAGAUAAAUCCUAGGUCGGUCUCUCCCUUAGUCUUAGGUCAGGAUAGUAUAGUGAACAAAAUAAAGAAAAAUGCUAUUUUAUGUAUUAUGAUAGUUUGGCUCACUUUUAAAGACGUAUUAACAUGACCAAAGAACACUGUGUUUUACCUUCUCAAUGGUGUCUAACAUGGCAGAAAAGGGAUUUAGGAUGGGAGGAUGUUUGGGUUAUUUUGUAACAAUACAUAUAUAUACACACACCAGUAUUAUGUUAUUAUUACAAUCCUUUUAAAGACAGGCUUAUCCUGGUGUCUUUAUGGAUCAGGAAGGUGGAAAGAUGAACUGCAUAUAUCAGGUACAUCAAUUAAUAUUCAUCACUGACGGCUUGUUCAAGUCAACAAGUUUGAAACAGACGCUCAUCCCAAACUGUUAUGGCAGUCCAGUGUUUUUUUUUUAAUCUGUACUCUUAAAACCAGUGUUUCUGUUCAGCAAAUAUUAAAGAAGUUCCUCUUUGA